AAAUAAAAAAUUUUGAUUUGUAAAUUGAAAAAGAAAGAUGAGGAAUAGGCCUAAGAAAGAUGGUUCUUCAAAUUCAAAUUCAAAUUCAAAUUCGACUAGCAAUCAAGAAACAACUAGUGGUGGAAAAGGGACCGCAGAUUCGAACAGUAACAAUGAUGUUGCGGUGGUGACCGUUAAAAGAUCCUCUUACGCGAUACUCGCAUUGUUCGUGUUGGUGAUAUACGGCGCUUGGGGCGUUUAUCACUACCAAUUCGACACUCUCCCCUCGCCCAUGUCGCUCCAGCAGGUCGGGAAACGAGGGUUUUCCGAGCACGAGGCGAUGAAGCACGUUCAAGCUUUGACACAGCUGGGCCCACACUCCGUUGGCUCCGAAUCCCUCGAGAGGGCUAUAAAGUAUGUUGCGAAUGUGUCGGAAACUAUAAAGGCAAGUGCUCAUUGGGAGGUGGAUGUGGAAGUCGAUUUGUUCCAUGUGAAAUCGGGUUUUAACGGUCUGGUUGGCGGACUUUUUAAAGGGAAAAGCCUCGUUUAUUCGGAUUUGAAUCAUGUCGUUUUAAGAAUCUCGCCCAAAUACGCGUCCGAAGCAGGCGAAAACGCGAUUCUCGUCUCCUCCCACAUCGACACUGUGUUUGCAGGGGAAGGAGCUGGUGAUUGCAGUUCAUGUGUGGCUGUUAUGCUGGAGCUCGCACGAGGAGUUUCUCAGUGGGCCCACGGAUUUAAAAACUCUGUUAUAUUUUUAUUCAAUACCGGCGAGGAAGAAGGUUUGAACGGCGCUCACAGUUUUAUUUCUCAGCAUCCUUGGAGUGAUACAGUACGAGUUGCCGUUGAUUUGGAAGCAAUUGGUAUAGGUGGCAAAUCCGGUAUUUUCCAGGCUGGACCAAAUCCGUGGGCCAUUGAAAACUACGCUUCGGUAUCUAAAUAUCCGUCCGCACAAAUUGCAGCUCAGGAUGUUUUUACUUCCGGUGCUAUAAAAUCCGCAACCGACUUUCAAGUGUACCAAGAGCUGGCAGGACUUUCGGGUCUCGACUUUGCGUACGCAGAUAACACUGCUGUAUACCACACCAAGAAUGACAAGUUGAGUCUUUUGAAACCCGGUUCGCUUCAACAUCUCGGAGAAAAUAUGCUCGCUUUCUUGCUUCAUGCAGGUGCCUCGUCGACCAUCCCGAAAGAAUCGGAUACUUAUUCCAGCGAGGACAAAGCUAUAUACUUCGACAUUUUGGGAAUGUACAUGAUCACUUUCCGUCAGCGGUUAGCAAAUAUGCUCUACAACUCGGUGAUAAUGCAGUCCCUUUUGAUAUGGACCACCUCCGUUUUGAUGGGCGGUUAUCCGGCGGCAAUUUCACUCGCCCUAUCGAUAUUGAGCAUCGUGCUUAUGUGGAUAUUCUCCGUUGUUUUUUCCGUUUCCGCGGCCUUCGUAUUGCCCCUCGUAUCUUCCUCUUCGCCGAUGCCAUUUGUCGCUAGCCCGUGGCUCGUCGUUUUUCUUUACGGCGGACCUGCGCUCAUCGGAGCGUUGACCGGUCAACACAUCGGGUACCGUGCGCUGGAGUCGUACUUGGCUCGUAGUUUUGUCGAGAGGAAGCGAAGCUUGCCUGCCAGCUGGCAAUCCAGUGUGGCGAAAUUAGACGCCGAGAGAUGGAUUUAUAAAGCUGGUUUACUGCAGUGGCUUGUUCUAUUGAUGGUCGGGAAUUAUUUUCGAGUCGGUUCUUCUUAUUUGGCCUUCGCUUGGUUAAUCUCGCCUGCAUUUGCAUACGGUUUGCUCGAGGCGACAUUAUCACCAUCAAGAUUACCGAGGCAGCUCAAAACCGUGACACUAUUAGUCGGAUCGUUUGUGCCUUUUGUACUUUCGUCUGGCAUGGUUAUUAGAUUGGUCGCUACUUUAACCGGAACUACGGUUCGCCUCGUGAGGAACCCUGGUACAACUCCUGAUUGGAUGGGAAAUAUAGUGAUUGCCGUAUUUAUUGCUGCUGUUGUGUGUUUGACGUUCGUGUAUCUGCUCUCGUAUAUUCACAUAUCAGGUGCAAAAAUGCCAAUUAUAAUUACUGCAUCAAUUCUGUUCUUGAUCUCUCUUGCUGCGGUUUGGGGAGGUGUCGUUCCGCCAUUUACCGAAGAUACUGCUCGAGCUGUAAAUGUCGUUCAUGUUGUGGAUGCAACAAAAACGGGUGGUGAAAACAUCGAGCCGGCCUCAUAUAUUUCUCUAUUUUCAACAACCCCCGGAAAUUUAAUCAAGGAGGCCAAUGAAAUUGGGGAAGGCUUCGUCUGUGGGAAAAAUAGACAUUUAGAUUUCGUCACGUUUUACGCAAAUUACAGCUGUUGGACGAACAAGAAUGCUGAAAAAGGUUGGUUCAAAUCCAAUAUUCCAACAAUCCAAGUGGAUAAGGAUUUGAAAGGAGAUAAUCGAGAGACACAAAUCUCGAUCGACACCAAAGAUUCCACUCGGUGGUCUCUCGGAAUUAAUACCGUAGAAAUCGAAGACUUUCAGUUAAAAGAUGCAGAAACUAACGAGGAGUUGAUUCCGCUAGGCGAAAAGAGCAGCGUAGAUGGGUGGCACAUUAUCCAAUUUUCGGGUGGAAGAAAUUCGCCGACCAAAUUUAAAAUCUCACUCUUCUGGUUAAAUAGCGGGACCCACAUGAAAAUCGAGGAUGGUGUGAAAAACGAAGGCUUUGUUCUGAAACUCAGAACCGAUGUUGAUAAAUUGACACCACCGGUAGAAACUGUUCUCCGGAAGCUUCCGGAAUGGUGUUCCCUCUUUGGAAAGUCUACUUCUCCUCACACGUUAGCUUUUUUGAGUAGUCUACCGAUUUCUUUUUAGGUAAUUCUUUUUUUUUUUUUUUUUUAAUUUUAAAUUUUGAAUUUAACAUAUUUGAAAUGUGAUGUUUAGUUAUAGAAACCGUCUUCUACGUCACAUUAAUCACCUCGAAAUGAUCGAUGAUUUUACGGAUAAGUUUCUAUUAUUUUUUUUAUAGUGAGAGAAGAGUAUUUGAGGGUGAAGUUGUCUUUUGACAAAUCUUGUUUAAUAUCAAUUAUAUAUGUGAUUUUUUUU
This is a messenger RNA of Erythranthe guttata (spotted monkey flower), 3037 nucleotides long. Lineage: Eukaryota; Viridiplantae; Streptophyta; Magnoliopsida; Lamiales; Phrymaceae. The record is from RefSeq and is a predicted model, not a curated record.